Daphnia carinata is the source of this 1038-nucleotide messenger RNA. RefSeq names its product fatty acid hydroxylase domain-containing protein 2-like. Gene Ontology annotation, molecular function: C-4 methylsterol oxidase activity; iron ion binding. The transcript has 5 exons. The coding region runs from base 49 to 963 and encodes 304 amino acids. Lineage: Eukaryota; Metazoa; Arthropoda; Branchiopoda; Diplostraca; Daphniidae. Gene Ontology annotation, biological process: sterol biosynthetic process. The record is from RefSeq and is a predicted model, not a curated record.
UCAGUUUGGGCUUUAGUCCCAUGGCCCACACUUCCUGACUCUUCCGAAAUGAAAAACGGUUCGUUUUCAUCGAAUUUCAGUGAAAAAUGGCAAAUAUUCUACGGUAUUGUUCCACUAGUUCUCCUCGGCGUGGGUAUUCCGCCAUUGACUCGUGUGGCGAACGGGUGGAACAGCCUUGGAUUACAGAUGCAAUCUCGUUGGGAGAGAACCCUCGAUUUAAUAGGAGACGACAGUUUCUAUCUCUACGUUUACGGCAUGAACGUGUGGAAUAUUAUUUUGUACUGGUCUGUCGGACUGACCUACUUAAUGGCCGAGACCAGUGCUUGGCCAAAAUGGCUCCAUCGUUACAAAGUACAACCGACAGCCGUCAUCAAUAAGAAACGCCUUUACUCGUUGAUUACGGUCAACCUGUUCAAUCAGCUUUUCGUGGCCGUUCCGUUCUCAAUCUUCGGCUACUACGUACUGAAAUUUCAAGGAAUUUCACCCCCAAUUCGAGAAUUGCCAACAUUUUUGCGCUUAAUCACCACAUUUGCCAUCCUCAUAUCAAUUCAAGAAAUUGUAGCGUAUUACACCCAUCGGAUGUUCCAUCACCGAUUGCUUUACAAAUGGACUCACAAAUGGCAUCACGAGUGGACGGCUCCCAUAGCCUUGUCUUCCUAUUACAAUCAUCCAUUGGAUCACCUGAUUGGCAACAUAUUGCCAUCCACUUUGGGUUUAUCGUUGACGAACGCCCAUUUUUUCACGUCUUGGCUGUGGUUGACCUGGGCGACUCUUCGUACACUGUCGGAUCACAGCGGCUAUCACGUGCUGCCAUUUCUCUCCCCAAGACGUCACGAUUUCCAUCAUCUGAAAUUUACAGAAUGUUUCGGUGUUUGGGGACCCAUGGAUUACCUGCACGGCACGGAGACACUCUUUCGCGCUAGUCUAUUAGCUCUAACCGAAACGGCUAAGAAAAAGCGCUGACAAUACGAGCUUAUAUUCAACCAAUUAAAAUUUACCUACUGUACAAUGAAAAACGAAUAAAACAUUUAAUUUGUA